GGUCGUUCACCGAUGAGGACCCUUUCGCCACGCCCAUUUCUCCAACCUGCAGCAGUUAUCCCUUAAACAAGAAGAAAAAGUAGUCAUGGCUAUCCCAAUCACACAGCUUUGAGAAUUCUGAGAUCUGCUCCAACCACACAGGAGUUCACCUACAGUUCAGCUCCUCCCACAACAGUUUAUGAAAGAGUUUAUAUGAAAGAAAGUCGAAAACAUGACUGACCCAGAGCCCUGCGGAAUAAAACAGGAAGAUACUGAACAACAAAUAGACCCGAUUGAAGAAGGGGAGAACCAUCAUGUCAAAACUGAAGAAACGUCCUGCAGAGACAAUAUAUCUUUCACUUGGCCUCAAAGCGGAAAGAGUCUCUCAUGCGAGCGAAAUCUUGAUAUUCGCAUAAAAUGUAAUCUUGAAGGAAAGCUGUAUGCGUGUGAUCAGUGUGAAAAGACUUUCACAAUAAAAGGAAACCUUAAAAAACACAUGGUUAUCCACACUGGAGAGAAGCCGUACUCAUGUAGUCAAUGUGGAAGGAGCUUCAGAUUAAAAUCAACCCUCAAACAGCACGUGAAUAUUCAUACUGGAGAGAAACCGUACUCAUGCGGUCAAUGCGGAAGGAGCUUCAGAUUAAAAGCAACCCUUAAACAGCACGUGAACAUUCAUACUGGAGAGAAACCGUACUCAUGCGGUCAAUGUGGGAAGAGCUUCAGAUUAAAAACGACCCUUAAUGAACACACGAGGAUCCACUCUGGAGAGAAGCCCUACACAUGUGAGCAGUGUGGAAAGAGUUUCACACAAAAAGCAUACCUUGAUGCACACCUAAAAACCCACUCUGGAGAGAAGCCCUACACGUGUAAUCAGUGUGGAAAGAGUUUCACACAAAAAGGAGCCCUUAAUGUACACAUGAAGAUCCACACUGGAGAGAAGCCGCACGUAUGCAAUCAGUGUGGAAAGGGUUUCAGACUUAAGCAACCUCUUAUUGAACACAUGAGGAUCCACACUGGAGAGAAACCGUACACAUGUAAUCAGUGUGGAAAGAGUUUCAGAAAAUUAAGUGGUUUUAAAGAUCACCUGCUUACUCAUUCUAGAGAAAGACUAAAUGACCGUGACCAAAGCAGUAAAACACUUUUUAGGGGAGAUAUCCUGAAGGACCACCUUAAAGUUCAUACAAAGCGGAAGUCUUACAUAUGUUAUUUAUGUGGAAAGAGUUUUAGUUGGAUGGUUGCAUUAAAGAUACACCAGAAAAGACACAGCGGUGUGAAGGAUCACGCUUGCUCUGAGUGUGGGAGGACUUUUUUUUCAUAUGGUGCACUAAAAGUGCACAAGACCGUUCACACUACAGAAACGCCUUACAAGUGUUCGCACUGUGACAAGAGCUUCAAACGGUCAAUAUAUAUGAAAAGACAUGAGAGGAUCCACACUGGAGAGAAGCCGUAUUCAUGUGAUCAAUGUGGGAAGAGCUUCAGACUCAAAGAAAUGCUUAAUCAACACAUGAAUGUCCACAAUGGAGAGAAACCGCACACAUGUGAUCACUGCGGGAAGAAUUUCACACAGAAAGGAAACCUUAACAAACACAUGAGAACCCACACUGGAGAGAAGCUACACACGUGUGAACAGUGUGGGAAGGGUUUCUUAGAAAAAGGAAACCUUAAAGAACACAUGAACAUCCACACUGGAGAGCGGCCGCACACGUGUGAUCAAUGUGGCAGGAGUUUCACACACAAAGGAAACCUUAUCAAACACAUGAAAAGCCACACAGGGGAGAAGCCGCACACGUGUGAUCAGUGUGGCAGGAGCUUUGCAGAAAAGGCAACCCUUAAUGAACACCAGAGGAUCCACACUGGCGAAAAGCCGUACACGUGUGAUCAGUGUGGAAGGAGAUUCACACAAAGAGGAACCCUUUACGAACACGUAAAAACCCACAGUGGAGAGAAGCCGUUUACCUGUGAGCAGUGUGGAAAGAGUUUCAAACGGAAAGAAGGCCUUAAUGAUCACAUGAAGAUCCACAGUGGAGAGAAGCCUUACUCAUGUGAUCAGUGUGAGAAGAGUUUCACACGCAGAGGAACCCUUUAUCAACACAAGAAAACCCACAGUGGAGUGAAGCCGUACACAUGUGAGCAAUGUGGGAGGAGUUUCAAGAGUUCAAGCUGUUUCAAAGUACACCUGUGUACUCAUUCUAGAGAAAGACUAUAUAACUCCAGAGCAGAUUUCCUGAAGGGCCACCUACAAGGACAUACAAAGGAGAGGCCUUACAUAUGUAAUUCAUGUGGAAAGAGUUUUAUUCGGAAGAUUGCAUUAAAAAUACACCAGAAAAGACACAGCGGUGUGAAGGAUCACGCUUGCUCUGAAUGUGGGAAGGCUUUUUAUACGGAUGGUGACCUGAAACAACACAAGACCGUUCACACUACAGAAACGCCUUACAAGUGUUCACACUGUGACAAGAGCUUCAAACGCUCAGAAUAUCUGAAAAUACAUGAGAGGAUCCACACUGGAGAGAAGCCGUAUUCAUGUGAUCAAUGUGGGAAGAGCUUCAGACUAAAAGGAACGCUUAUCGAUCACGUGAAAAUCCACACUGGAGAGAGGCCGCACACGUGUGAUCAAUGUGGGAAGAGCUUUUCACAAAAAGGAAACCUUAACAAACACAUGAAAAUCCACACUGGAGAAAAGCCGUACUCGUGUGAUCAGUGUGAGAAGAGUUUCAGAAUAUCAAGUGCUUUUAAAGCUCAUCUGCGUACUCAUUCUAGAAAAAGACGAUGUGAUUGUGACCAUUGUGGUAAACAGUUUUUUAGGACAAGUGCCCUGAAGAAGCACCUGAAAAUUCAUACAGAGGAAAAGCCUCAUGCGUGUUCUUUGUGUGGAAAGAGUUUUAGUGAGUUUGCUGCUUUAAAAUAUCACCAGAAAAGACACAGCCGUGCAAAGGAUCAUGUUUGCUUUGAGUGUGGGAAGACUUUUUUUUCAUAUGGUGCACUGAAAGUGCAUCAGUCAGUUCAUAAUCGAGAAACACCUUAUAAGUGUUCACACUGUGACAAGAGCUUCAAACGCUCAACACAUCUACAAGUACAUGAGAGGAUCCACAUUGGAGAGAAGCCUUAUCACUGCCAUUCAUGUGGGAUGGGAUUCACUCAGUUAUCUUCUCUAAUUUGUCAUAAAUUACAUGUCUGCAUGUCGGAAAUUACUGUAAGUAGUUCAAGUUCUGAUCCUGUCCUUCCAGGUGUGAGGUAGGGCUGCAUCAAGAAACGAUUUUGAUGAACGAUUAAUCAGAAAUGAUUAGAAUGAUUAAUCAACUGAUUGUUAAUUAUUUCAGAGAUUUAUCAGUAGCUUUUAUUUAUUAUUCAGCUUUUGGAGUUUGUUAAAAUGUUAAGUUAUACCCAUUCUAACUAAGAAAUAAAACAAGGAAAUCACUGCA
Molecule: messenger RNA, 3398 nt
Organism: Carassius gibelio (silver crucian carp)
Lineage: Eukaryota; Metazoa; Chordata; Actinopteri; Cypriniformes; Cyprinidae
Product: zinc finger protein 721
Exons: 3
Coding region: 212-3214 (1000 amino acids)
Biological process (GO): regulation of transcription by RNA polymerase II
Cellular component (GO): nucleus
Molecular function (GO): RNA polymerase II transcription regulatory region sequence-specific DNA binding; DNA-binding transcription factor activity, RNA polymerase II-specific
Source: RefSeq, a predicted model, not a curated record